Molecule: messenger RNA, 1221 nt
Organism: Centruroides sculpturatus (bark scorpion)
Lineage: Eukaryota; Metazoa; Arthropoda; Arachnida; Scorpiones; Buthidae
Exons: 4
Coding region: 29-541 (170 amino acids)
Source: RefSeq, a predicted model, not a curated record
UAGAUGUUAUGGAAACGAAAGGAAAGUUAUGCCGUUUACGUGUGAUAUUUCGGCGUCUCAAGUUAUGGAUCCCGCCACAAUAUUCGAUAAUAUAACAUCAUAUAGCUUUCUUCGCUACUUCUCCACCGAAGAGGCCGCACAGAAAUUUUGCCAUUUCGUGCCACAUCCGGACCUAACCGGUUUCUUUCCGCCAUGUCCUAAGUGCGGAGGCACUAUGCGGAAGGAACCGGCUCCAUCUGACAGGUUCGGAUUCGUCUACCGCUGUGAAAAAGUCCAGCAGAAAAAGAUGAGGAGGCGGGCUAGCGGCACCAUCUUGAGGGCCAUGUGCACUGGUUCCGUCUUGCACUCACAACACCUUUUUCGAAAGGAUACAGCUUUCAGCCCAAGAGGUGUUAAUGCUUGUGUUAAUGCGUGGGUCAAGCAGGAGCCGGUCACCGUCGACGCGGAGGAAUGCGGCGUGGCCCCCAAAACAGCGGUGGAUUGGUACAAUUACUGCCGUGAAGUUGCGGAGGUUUUCGUCUCCUACCAGCAAGACAUCUAGAAGGGAGGCACGUCGAGAUCGACGAGACCUUCACCCGGAGGCAAAAAUACCACCGCGGCCGCGUAACUAAAGGCACCCAAAUCACCAUCUUCGGUGUCUUUUGUCGGGAAACACGGGAGGUGAUGUACUGACAUGUAAGUAGUAGCCAAACAUUAUUAUUUCCUUUUAUCUUUUAGUUUUAGUGGAAGCCGACUGCGAGCGAAACCGAUCGUGUCGGCGAAUGAGGGGCCGUAGGCCCCGAGGUCGAGGAGGAGCGCGGGGGGCGUGCUAAAGGACUUAACUCGGAAAUAAUUAGACUGCAGUAACAUUAGAAUAGUUCGAUAGGCUUAGCGGUGCUUAGUACAGUAGCCGACUGGGCGAGCGAAACCCAGCGUGUCGGCGAAUGAGGUGCCCUAAGCCUCCUGAGGUCGAGGAGGAGCGCGGGGUCGUGCGAAAAGGACCUAACUCCGAUAAUUAGACUCAAGGUCUUAGAUUAUAAGGUUGCCUCAUAGAGAAGAAACGGUUCUCAUUGGUUGCUUAUUUGACGUCACUCAUAGUCUAAAACGAAACAUCUUACUAUGUCCUUAUGGUAAAAACAUUACUGAUCAGAGGCUCGUAGCUUUAAUUACACGCUAAUAUUUUACUAAUUACGGUUCUUACUUAAUUAAUUAAAAAUAAAAAUUGAUUAUAAAUAAGAAAAA